Messenger RNA from Symbiodinium pilosum, 936 nucleotides. The record is from the annotation of a GenBank genome assembly. Lineage: Eukaryota; Dinophyceae; Suessiales; Symbiodiniaceae.
AUGGUCAAGAACCUUGGCCUCAAUGUCCUCGCUUCCUUCAGAUGUCACCUUCAUAGUGGCCAGAAAACACUAGAGAACUGCAUGCAUGCAGACAAACGAACGGCUGAGCUCAUGGAGUGUCUAAUCACUGGCUACUCAGAUGCCCAGAGCUUGGGCGGAUUUGCUCGAGCAAUCAGAAAUUCAUGUAGAUUGAAGGCCAGCUAUGCUAGACAUUGUGAGGAGCUGGACAGUGUUCUUCAGAAAGCAUCCACAGGAGGGUGGAGCUUUGCGCCACAGAGAUUUUCAACCGUGCUGCAGGUUUCUGAGACGCUGUGCCUCAACAUGGGUCCGGCUUUGAAAACCCUACAGGAAGCCGUAGUUCGUGGAGGUCAAAACAGGGAUUGGGCCAUGCGAGUCCUGCAAACCUUGAACCCGGAGAACAUGCUCCUCUUAGCUUUGCUUUGCGAGCUGUGCAAGGUGGCCCAGCGAUAUGUGCAUAGAUGGGACCGCAGCGCAGACAAGACGACCCUGGCUGACACAGCUCUUGAGUUUGAAAACUUCAAGCUGGAAGCCAACAGGCUGUUCAGCUUCCGCUCGCUGGACGGCGACUUGCAACAGCCGUUGGUCCUUUCUCCAGAUUGCACAUCCGGCAUGCCGCAAUUGCUUCGUGCAAGUUACAAUCUCUUGCAGCAGGAGGCAGUGAUCCAUGAGGGGAUGAUGGUGUACUUCCGACCAAAGUGGGAUGAGAAAACAAACCGUGAAGCCAUGGCCAAGGAAUUGGGUGCCAUCCAGAACAUCCUGACACAUUUCGUGGACGGUAUCAAUCUUUGGCACAAUACUGCUGUGGCAUCUGCCUUCGCUCCACUCGAUGUCUCCACCUGGGCUAAGCGGUGUUCUGACGAUACCCUGCCUGGCCCUCACAAGGAGAAUUCUAUAUUGAAUCAAGGAUCCUCGUAG